AUGAUAAUGAAAGUUGUUGUUGUCUGUAAUUUCACAUUUAUUGUAAAAUCAUUAGAGCAACAACUUGAAAAUUUGUUAAACUUUUAUCUUAAUUUCGUGCUUCUCCUUUCGCAUCAUUGUAACUUUGAUUUUAUCACCAUGGAUGACGCUAUUCGACUGUGUAUUUCUACUCUGGAAUGGAAUGCUAGUUGGGAAAAAGAACAUGUUUCUAUUGGUUGCCUGAUCAAGAAAUGGAAUGAACUAACGGGAUGUCUUUUUCCAAAUCAGGAUAAAGGUUUCGAGGAGGUUAAAAGUUAUCUGGACGAAAUCGAGGGAGUUGAAGUUUAUGAAAAUUUCUAUGUUAGACUUAUGUGUCCAUCUUAUGGCCGCGGAAUUAUUUAUCCUGAAGGUACCGUUAAACCUUAAUUAUUAAUUUAAUUGGUCGAAAAUUAAAGUUUAAACUUUAAAUUGAAAUAAUCAUUCCUUUUUAUUUUUAGUUGAAUUGAAAUUUAUCGGAUUGACUUAUAUUGUAAUUAUGGUGAUGAUGAUGAUGAUGAUGAUAAUGAUGAUGAUGAUAAUGUUUAUCAAAAUUUGAAUAAAAUGACUGGUUUUUUAUCGGUUACUUUUGUUGAAUCUUGUUCGGUUUCAAGAUUAUCUAGAGCUAAUUCUUCUUGGUGAUCGUUUGUGUCAUUAGUUGAUGUUAUAGUUGGGGGACGAAGAUAGAGAGCUCUGAUUGUUGGAUAGAUGUAACGAUAAAUGAGGAAAGUGAUGAUAGACAAAAUAAUGAUGAUGGAGAUAAUUAACGAUGUUAAAUAGGUAGGAUUAUCACUCAAAAUAACACUGAAUGUUUCAUUUUUGAAUUCGAGUUUUUCGAGGAGUUGAGUGUGUACUUGGCCGGCUGAAAAGAAGUGAUUUAUAGCAUCCAAGUCAGAUUGUUGAAAACCAGCCUUGUACUUGAAAUGAAGUUUAAAGAACUCGUGGGUUUCACCGUCGAUAACAAGUUUAACAUCUUUUGGGAAGGAAAAGACCCAAUUAGGACA
Molecule: messenger RNA, 1019 nt
Organism: Panonychus citri (citrus red mite)
Lineage: Eukaryota; Metazoa; Arthropoda; Arachnida; Trombidiformes; Tetranychidae
Exons: 2
Coding region: 1-405 (134 amino acids)
Source: RefSeq, a predicted model, not a curated record